AUGGCUAAAUUUAUAACACAUGAAUUCUACGGAUCCACCAUUAAAGGCGUCAUCCCGCAAGGCUGGAUUGAUGCGAGCACAUUACGUGAAGUCCCCGACCACCAAGAAAUCUUCCUUUCCGCAACAACCCUCAGCAACCAAAUCAUAGAGAUCAACCAGCGCGUGGACCGCGACGAGGCCCUCUCAGCAACAAGAACACAACCCUUAUCGACAGAUUCAUUACCAGAAACAAUCGACAAAGCAGCCAUCAUGUAUCAUCUUCAUGAUCUAUGCGAUGAAUCAGACACAUUGGAGGUGUUAGUUCCCGCGCAGAAGGUCCCGAUGCAGGAGAUCCCAAAAGCGAGCGCCUAUCGAGGCGUGGUAGCGUUGACGGCGACUAAAAUGGGACAGCAUCGACGCGAACAGAGAGAGGGACAGACACAAGGACAGGCAGCGUUGACGACGAAUUGUCAUUACUUACUGGUGAGGUUGGAGGAGCAGGAGACAGAUCUGUUGGUGUUUGUGAAUGUGCCGAGUGAGGAGUUUGAUGCGCGGGGAGACGUGCGCGGACUGGAGGAGGAGAAUAAGUUGGCGGAGGGGUUGAUUGGAGAGUUGGUGGUGAGGUUGAAGGUAGUGGAUUGGGGGUUGUUUGCUUAA
Aspergillus tanneri is the source of this 636-nucleotide messenger RNA. RefSeq names its product Ran GTPase-binding protein MOG1 (gene mog1). Gene Ontology annotation, biological process: protein import into nucleus. Gene Ontology annotation, cellular component: nucleus. The record is from RefSeq and is a predicted model, not a curated record. Lineage: Eukaryota; Fungi; Ascomycota; Eurotiomycetes; Eurotiales; Aspergillaceae. The transcript has 2 exons. Bases 1 to 636 code for a protein of 211 amino acids. Gene Ontology annotation, molecular function: guanyl-nucleotide exchange factor activity; small GTPase binding.